Molecule: messenger RNA, 1218 nt
Organism: Acanthoscelides obtectus
Lineage: Eukaryota; Metazoa; Arthropoda; Insecta; Coleoptera; Chrysomelidae
Source: the annotation of a GenBank genome assembly
GAAUGACUCCACUGACGUUCCUCCUACCUCGGUUUAUGUACUUUAAAUGAGGCCACAAAGGUCAGCAAAGCUUUUUCUUCAGCAUCUGUGGUUUUAUUUAGCGGACGGGGAAACAUGGAAAUGUACCGGAUAAGAUGAUAAAAAAGUAGCGUCAAUCAUGUCCUUUCCAACCAAAGAGGAGCGCUCGAAGUGUUGGGGGGCCAGAGACAAAUACUGGGAAUGUCUGGACCAUAAUAAAGUGAAUGAAAAAGAUAGUGCAUGUACAGAAUUUAGGAAAUUGUAUGAACAAUCCUGUUCUGCGCAGUGGGUGACGCAUUUCGACAGGAGACGGAACUACCUCAAGUUUAAAGAGAAGAUUGAAAAAGAUGGAAUUCCAAGUAGACCGGAAAAUGAAACAUCUUUCAAGAAGCCUAGAAGGAUCUACCAAAAGAUACAGCGCCUAUGACAUUCCCACGGCAACGGUGUGCUUCUAAUGUUCAAAUAAUCUGUGAUAAAUUUGUUAUAGAUUUGUUGCAACAAAUAAAAUUGUUUUCUAGUUAUUUUUAAGGUUAAUGUAAGACAUGCAACUUGUCCUGUGGUUUUUAUGCUGAUAAUCCCCCAUGUUUCUCUGACCGCUAAAUCAAACCAGAUGUCUGGAAUACUGUUUACUGUUGAGGCUGAAACAUCGUCGAUAGUAAACAGUAUUUCAAACAUAAUUCAGACGCGUCCAGACAAACAUGGAGAAUCAUUAUUGCACAGGGUUUUGAUUUAGGACAUCUUGUACAAAUAGCAGACAUAGUAUUACAGUCUUUUGGUAAAUCUUUACAUAAUUUGGAGUAAGAAUCGGCCGAUAUGUACAUAUGUAUGUACAAAAAAACGUAGUGUUGUUCACAUAACAGAGGAAAUAAAAAGUACCUAGAUCAACUCGGAUGCCAUUUUGAUAUCAAACAAUAGCAGAGACCUACGAGUAUGCUGGUUGAUGACUAAUUUGAAUGAUAGUGGAAGACGUUAACUAACUGUUCAGAGAAGCGCAAAUACAAAAACUUACUAGCUGAGGAAAAGGAACAAUUCUGAAAACUACGAACGAAGUGAAAAACAAAAACUUAGAUGGAUUAAAUCUCAACCUAAUUAGCAUUUUUAUAGAGGAUAUUCUUGAACUACUGGUUUAUUUAUUGGCUUAAUUUUUACCAUUUCUGUGCCGGCCACAAAGAAGUCACGAAUGGAGAAUCAACUGAAUGC